AGCGUGAAAGGCAAUGAACACAAGCAUUUCCUUUUACUGCAACGAAGGGAACAGCAAAGCUCAUUCAUCUUCGGACACAACUAAAGCUCAUCUUCAGCCGAGCCGCACGAUCAGUCGUCCUCUAUGUCGACAGUUCUAAUUAUAUAUUGUGCAGUUAUCUAUUUACUACUCCAGAUUUUCUUGUUUCAGAUUUCAAUGGCAACUCCAGAUCCCACCGAAGAAACCUUUUUCCUAUGCCUUUCUACCCAUUCUUUACUCGACCCACCAAUCUCUCAAGUCACCUAUUUUCCCAGCAAUCCUCAGUAUACUUCUGUGUUGCAAUCAUACAUAAGAAACCUUAGAUUUGCAUCCUCUGCAACCCCAAAGCCUCUGUUCAUUGUAACCCCUACCCAUGUUUCUCAUAUCCAAGCUUCGAUUAUCUGCUGCAGAAUUCAUGGCUUGGAGAUGAGAAUUCGUAGUGGAGGCCAUGAUUAUGAUGGUCUUUCUUAUAUAUCAAGCGUUCCGUUUAUCAUUCUUGACAUGUUCAAUCUGCGAUCUGUAAGUGUGGAUGUAGAAGACGAAAGUGCUUGGGUGGAAUCAGGUGCUACUCUCGGCGAAGUUUAUUAUUGGAUUGCUAAACAGAGCAUGAUUCAUGGAUACCCAGCUGGGGUUUGUCCGACGGUUGGUGUUGGAGGGCAUUUAAGUGGAGGUGGAUAUGGAAACAUGAUGAGGAAGCAUGGGUUGUCUGUUGAUAAUGUUUUGGAUGCAAUAAUAGUUGAUGCUAAUGGAAGAGUUCUGGACAGAGAAUCAAUGGGAGAAGAUCUCUUCUGGGCUAUUAGAGGAGGAGGUGGAGCUAGCUUCGGAGUCAUAGUUUCCUGGAAAAUUAAGCUAGUUCAGGUUCCUGAAAUUGUUACUGUUUUUAGAGUUGAAAAAACAUUGGAACAAGGUGCAUCAGACAUUGUUUAUCAAUGGCAAAAUGUUGCUGACAAGAUUGAUGAUGAUCUCUUUAUAAGAGUGGUUAUAAUGCCUGUUAUUAAGAAGGAUCGGGAAACAAUCAAGGCUAAAUUCAAUGCCCUGUUUCUUGGCAAUGCAGAGAGACUUGUUGCUUUGAUGGAUGAACAGUUUCCUGAAUUGGGUUUAACAGCAAAGAACUGUGAAGAAAUGAGCUGGAUUGAAUCAGUGUUGUUUUGGUCUAAUUAUCCAAAUGGGACUUCUGCAGAUGUGUUGCUUGAGAGAAAUCCUCAAUCAGAAAAGUACUUGAAGAGGAAAUCAGAUUAUGUACAAAAGCCCAUAUCAAAGCCAGAUCUAGAAUCAAUCUGGAAGAAGAUUAUGGAACUAAAGAAAAUCACAUUUACAUUUAAUCCAUAUGGGGGAAAAAUGAGUGGAAUUCCAGAAUCAGAAACUCCAUUUCCCCACAGAGCAGGGAACGCAUACAAAAUCCAAUAUGCAGUGAGUUGGAAAGAUGAAAGUAUUGAAACAGAGAAUUACAAUUUGGAAAUGAUAAGGAAGCUUUAUGAUUAUAUGACACCAUUUGUUUCAAAAACUCCAAGAUGUUCAUAUCUAAAUUACAGAGAUGUUGAUUUGGGAGUGAAUGAAGUUGGGAAUGAAAGCUAUGAAGAAGCAAGCCAAUGGGGGAUCAAGUACUUCAAAGGCAAUUUCGACAGGUUGGUGGAAGUAAAAAGCAGGGUGGAUCCAGGUAAUUUCUUUAGAUAUGAACAAAGCAUCCCUUCCCUUGAAGCAUCUUGGAAGAGUAGUGUGGAAGAGUAGUGUGUUGCCUUGUAGACAAAAAUUUUAUUAUACGACCGUAGAAUUUAAAAUUAUUGAUUAUUGUGGAUCCCACGUGGGUCCCCCCUAUUUAUGUGUGUGAAAUAAAUUCAUUUUUUUUUAAGAUA
Manihot esculenta (cassava) is the source of this 1871-nucleotide messenger RNA. Its product is annotated as berberine bridge enzyme-like 8. NCBI's taxonomy places the organism in Eukaryota, Viridiplantae, Streptophyta, Magnoliopsida, Malpighiales, Euphorbiaceae. The record is from RefSeq and is a predicted model, not a curated record. The transcript has a single exon. Gene Ontology annotation, molecular function: oxidoreductase activity; FAD binding. The coding region runs from base 124 to 1746 and encodes 540 amino acids.